Sorghum bicolor (sorghum) is the source of this 1565-nucleotide messenger RNA. RefSeq names its product putative F-box/FBD/LRR-repeat protein At5g22670. The transcript has 2 exons. The record is from RefSeq and is a predicted model, not a curated record. Bases 7 to 1431 code for a protein of 474 amino acids. Lineage: Eukaryota; Viridiplantae; Streptophyta; Magnoliopsida; Poales; Poaceae. Gene Ontology annotation, molecular function: protein binding.
UGGCCCAUGGGCCUUGGCCGCCGCCCGCAACAACAACUGCACAGAUACGGCGACGAGAUCUCGGUGGAAGUGGAAGCCAUGGAUGGCGGCGAGGACCUGAUCAGCGUCCUCCCGGACGGCGUCCUCGGCGAGAUCGUCACCCGCCUCCCCAUCGCCGACGCCGUCCGCGUCCAGGUCCUCUCCACCCGGUGGCGCCACAUCUGGCGCUCCUCCCCGCUCAACCUCGAUCUCCCUUGCACAAACUACCACUACUACAAUCGCGUCGUGUCCAGCAUCCUCGCGGCCCACGCUGGCCCCGGCCGCCGCCGCCUCAAGCUCGAGUGUCCGUACGACGACGGCGAGUUCUACAACAGCUGGCUGCAGUCGCCCGCCCUCGACGGCCUCCAGGAGCUCGAGAUCGAGUACCAGUACCAUGGCGAGAAUUGGAACAACAGGACAGCACUGCGGGAGCUGGCAUUGUUCCAGUUCGCUCGCACGCUGCGCCGCCUCAGGAUCGGCUACCACACCUUCCCUUCGGCGGCGUCCAUGGCGGCUCUUCGUCUUCGGCUCCCGAACCUGGAGCUCAUCUCGUUCUGCAGCGUGGACAUCUCGGAAGGCACCCUCCACGGGGUGCUCGCCGGAUGCCCUGCCCUCAGAACCCUCGUCCUCGACGGCUGCACCGGCUUCGCCACAGUCCGGAUCAACUCACCCACCAUUACAAGCUUCGCCAUCUCACCUGCAGAUUACGACUCGGACGACCACUACUACGGAAAUCCGAGGGAAAAGCAGACGUCGUGGGUGAGGACGCGGCAGGUGAUCAUCGAGGAUGCGCCUCUCCUGGAGAAGCUGCUGGUACUCCCCUGCCGCCGCUGUUCGGACACCGCUGAACCUUUCCGGCUUGUUCGGGUGGUCAGCGCUCCCAGGCUCAGGGUUCUGGGGGCCCUGUCCGCCGCCAUUCACAAGUUGGAGAUUGGUGGCACCGUCUUUGAACCCACCACCCGCCGUGUCAACCGUGUGAGACCUGACAGUGUCAUCGUGGAGAAGCGUUUGCUGAUGCAGGUCGUCAUGCUGGCAACGAGCCUGCAAACCGUCAAGAUUUUGGCUGUGGAAAAUGUGGACUCCUCCGUUGAUGUCCUCGCCAACUUCUUGAAGUGUUUUCCAUGCUUGGAGAAGCUAUACAUCUCGGCAUCACGAGGAUUCAGAAGUGCUGCAGGCUAUGAUAAACAAAAUCCCAUCGAAUGCCUUGAGCAUCAUCUUAAAAUGGUAGCACUAGAUGGAUAUGAAGGCAAAAGAACACAUGUCAAGUUCGCCAAAUUCUUUGUUCAAAACGCCCGGUUGCUAGAGUUAAUGAAGUUCAGAAUCUUUAGAAACUACCACUGUGAACCUGGGACCACCAAGGAAUGGAUUGCGAAUCAGCAAAGGCAGCUACACGUCAGGAGCAUGGCUUCCUGACAUGUUAAGUUUCAUUUUGUAUAUGAUGCUAGAUGUUAUCAAGAUGUUUACUGUGGAGAGGACAUCAGUGACCUCUCAGAGUGCAUACAUGAUUCCUCAAGGGAUGACCCAUUUGAUCAAUGGUUUUUUUUUUA